AUGCCUGAGGACCUCGUUGGACUACGCAAAAUCUGUUCAGGCGAUGAAAUAAGCCUUGAAAACACCCGAUCCAGAAAAUCUCCCCUUGCCAGAUAUGCGGUUGCUCGACAUACAAUGGGCUUUUCCCAGCGUCUCAGGGCAUUGAGUAUAGCUGCUGAGCGGUGUGAUGAUAAUCUUGAUGAUGGCGAUGAUGAAAAUUCGUCCUUGAUGGCUGGUGGACUUCAAGCUCCGAGUCGGUGCUACAUGGCCACGACUGCGAUAGCAUUCAAUCCCAUAUUCUGGAACAUCAUCGCCCGCCAAGAAUACCACAACCGCAUCCUAACCCGCACCUUCGGCAGUCCCCACAGAGGCUGCUACGUCCUCGCCUUCGUCAUCUUCUCCCUCGGCAUCGUCCGCGACCACCUCUACAACAACGCCCUGGCCGACCAGCCCUUCUACCAGCCCGUGUACCAACCCUAUCUCGCCUAUGGCCUCUUCGCGGCGGGAACCACCCUCGUGGUAUCCAGCAUGUGGGCGCUAGGCCUCACGGGGACGUAUCUGGGCGAUUACUUUGGGAUCCUAAUGGAUGCGCCUGUGACCGGGUUCCCGUUCAAUGUGACCGGGUCGCCGAUGUAUUGGGGGAGCACGAUGGGCUUUUUGGCGGUGGCGUUGUAUCAGGGAAAGGUGGCGGGGCUGUUGCUGACGCUGGAGGUGUUUGUGUCGUAUUGGCUUGCGUUGAAGUGGGAGGAGUGA
Paracoccidioides lutzii Pb01 is the source of this 732-nucleotide messenger RNA. Its product is annotated as methylene-fatty-acyl-phospholipid synthase. Gene Ontology annotation, molecular function: S-adenosylmethionine-dependent methyltransferase activity. The record is from RefSeq and is a predicted model, not a curated record. The transcript is spliced from 5 exons. The coding region runs from base 1 to 732 and encodes 243 amino acids. Gene Ontology annotation, biological process: phosphatidylcholine biosynthetic process.